This is a messenger RNA of Penicillium diatomitis, 906 nucleotides long. RefSeq lists its product as uncharacterized. The transcript has 2 exons. NCBI's taxonomy places the organism in Eukaryota, Fungi, Ascomycota, Eurotiomycetes, Eurotiales, Aspergillaceae. Bases 1 to 906 code for a protein of 301 amino acids. The record is from RefSeq and is a predicted model, not a curated record.
AUGACUACUCCGACCCUCAUCGACAUCCCUCCACCCCCUCUGACCCCGUCACCCCUUCAGACAUGGGACCGUAAUGGCACUCCCAAUUCUGGCACCACCUCGCUCUCAGCACUGUCCACCACCGCAAUUAAAGAUGGCCACUCGGGUGCACCAUUCCCCCACCACCGAGGUCACGCCCACCAGUCCUCCUCUGCCUCGACAACGUCCACAAGCACGCUAGAUGCCGAACGUGCCGAUCGAAUCUCACGUCUUGCAGGCCUCGAGCGUGUCGCUACGGCCCGGGCAGGGGGCCCUCACUCCGGCAAUUAUGUCCCUUCGUCCCACUUCCCGGGCUAUUUUGACAGCCAUGCGCUCAAGGAGCGUAGUACUGUGGGGAGUGCCAGCGCAACCGGCAGUGUGGGUCAUACAACCUGGGCCUCCAGCAGUGAAGCUUUCUCUGCCGACAAAAUGAGCGAGGACAUUGAUGCAGAUGAUCGAGACAGUGUGGGCAACAUCAGUGAUGAGGGAAAUGCAAGCUUGGUGGGGUUUGGCGAGGGUGCGAAUAGCACAAUCUCUGGGCCUGUCAGUCGGCCGAGUGGGUUGAAUCGUAUGUCCUCGGGGAGCGCUCGACCCACGAGCAUGGGUAGCACGGGUGGAAAUCUAGGAGCGGCUCGAACCAACCCACUUGCGGGUUAUCUCCAACAGCAGCAGCCACCUCCUCCAAUGGCAUCUACUGCGGUAGCUGGGCGUGACUCGAUGGCUUCGUCCAGCGCCGCUGGCUCCGUUACACCGGAGCCUGUUCAAGAAGAUGCUCGAAUGGUCAAUGGCAUGACCUAUGAUGAGAAUAUCAUUGACACCACUGUGCGCACUCCACGACUCGCCACACCGAGCUACAGUCCAGCUGGGCAUAAUACAGGACGUGACUAG